CCCAGACGGCGCAUGCGCAGCAGCGUCGCUGUCACUACUAUGACUUUAGUUAAAUGUCACGUAGCAUUUAAAUCGAUUUUUAAACAAAAUACUUACACGCCUUUAAUUCAGUAACGUCUUUGGCACUUACAUUUGUUAGUUAAAGUAACAGCACGCCGUCCGUAGCAGAUAUCAGAGUCGCUCGUCUUCUUUUAGCUCAGCAGAGACAUGUUUACAUCCCAGACCUCUUCCUUUCAGGAGUCCAUAGACGUGGAUGAAAGGGACGCAGACUUCGACAACGAAGAAAUCGCCGGAUACAGCCAGAAAAUACAACAGAUUAACAGCUAUUAUGCCAUAUACUACUACCAGAACACAAGAUCUGAGGCUUCGGGAGACAGUGUGGCCUGGAGCCAGAGAAGAUCAGACUCUACCACAAGCCAGGAAGACUUUAGUCUCACGCUGCUGGACGCCAGCUUGCCACCCGAGGCCGAGCCAGAGCUACGCAGCUACAUCUCCCGCAGGCUGAGCAAGGGCGCUUUGCUAGGGGGUAUGGGUAACAUUGCCACCGUGGAGCUAAGCAUCCCUGAGCAAGCGGUGGGCUGUUACUGCUGUCUGCUGGAGCAGGAGAAAUCUCCAGAACAGCCUGAGGCCGAUGGCAACGGCUGGGUGGUGUGUCUUCUCGGAGGAUCAGAGAAGGGCCUGAAUCUGUUUAGAAUUGAGCUGGACAAGUACGUCCAGGGUCUGCAGGGCUGUUUGACUCCAGAGAUGCAAAAUUUGGAGACCGAAGUCAGGCCCUACCUGAUCCGCUGGUAUGAGGAGUCAGUUCUGCACAUUCACAGAGUGGUUCAGCUGCUGCAGGCCAACGUCGGGUACCUUCUGCAUGCUGCUUUGAGUCACAAACUUGUCGAGGUCACAGGGGCAGAUGAGAAGACAAAAGCAGAUGUAGCAAGAUUUAUCAAAGCAGCAAGCCUGCAGGGUAUAGUUCAGGAAGACACCACUACAGCCUCUCUCUGUAAGGCCCUUUCAGAGGACACUCACACCAGUCUGAUCAUCGACUGCUCCUCCAGCCCGCCUACACUCUCCAAUGAAGUCAGCAACCGGUUCUGCGACGACUGGAUCCAGGCCUUCCUCAAUGCUGCUGAGCGCUUUAACCCUUUCCUUCUCCGACAAAUCCUGGAGAACUUUAAACUUAAGGCCAUCCAGGACAUGAACAACCUGAAGCGCUUCAUCCGUCAGGCAGAAAUGAGCCACUACGCUCUGUUCCGCUGCUGUCUGUUCCUGCAGAGCUGUGGAAACGGAGACGUGCUGCUGCAGAACGCACGGGCCGAGCACAGCAGCCUUCCUGAGGCCUGUGGCAUCAUAAACGUGCUGGAGGAGUUCCUCGGGGAGCACACUCAGGGCACGCUGUACUGACACCAGAGCUACUGCACAUACACUCACCUGUCUGAGAGCACAGAAGUCCUGUUUAACACCCAUUAUCAUAGCAGUGUGGUUUGCAUUUUAAGCAACUUCAGCACAUUUGAAUUGAAACACUAAGUGUAGUCUAUCGAUGCUGUGAAAUGCUCCUGUAUGUUGACUUGUGCAUAAAAAUGAUGAAUUAAAUAUAUCCUAUAUAAUGGACCGAUGAAGGUGCAAUCAAACUUUAUUUAAAUACUUUUUCUCAAUUAUGUGCAGAUAUUAAUACAGUACUGUUUAUAUGUGACAACUGAUUUUAGGAUGUUCAUUGUGUAACAGUCAAUGUUUUGAAGAUGUCUUGUAGAUUUACAGAAAUAGCAACUGAAUUAGGAAGCUAGUCAUAUAAUUAGGAAGCUAUCCAUUAUCUGAUCUGCCAUACUAUGUUUUAUUGGUAUGUUAUAAUUGUUUUUUUUUUUUAAAGUGCUGAUGUAUGUUCUUGUUUGCUAUCUCUGAAUUUUUCUUACCAAAGAAACAAAACUUCUGAUAAUCAAACUUGGUUGUAAAUGUAACGUUUAAAAAGAACAGAAUUGUGAGAAACAUUACUUAAACAUCUUAUAUAUAUUGAUCCAGUUGUAAAUGGUGAUAUGUAUAAUUAUCAUAAUGUAUGGUUUAUCUUAGAUUUGACAUGACUGUACUGUGAGUAAUUUGUUCCAGGAACAUUUCAUUUUUGUGAAUUUGUAAGAAUGAAAGAAAAUCUCAGCAUUCACUCUUAAUUUAACCUUGAUUCUUGAAUUCAUGCAAGAAUUAAAAUAACACAUGACACAGGCAAA
Messenger RNA from Puntigrus tetrazona (Sumatra barb), 2204 nucleotides. RefSeq names its product chromosome 3 C17orf75 homolog (gene c3h17orf75). Bases 208 to 1392 code for a protein of 394 amino acids. The transcript has 10 exons. The record is from RefSeq and is a predicted model, not a curated record. Gene Ontology annotation, cellular component: trans-Golgi network. NCBI's taxonomy places the organism in Eukaryota, Metazoa, Chordata, Actinopteri, Cypriniformes, Cyprinidae.